Messenger RNA from Colossoma macropomum (tambaqui), 4017 nucleotides. It is a transcript of the gene aox5, whose product is annotated as aldehyde oxidase 5. The transcript is spliced from 35 exons. NCBI's taxonomy places the organism in Eukaryota, Metazoa, Chordata, Actinopteri, Characiformes, Serrasalmidae. Bases 1 to 4017 code for a protein of 1338 amino acids. Gene Ontology annotation, molecular function: FAD binding; 2 iron, 2 sulfur cluster binding; xanthine dehydrogenase activity. The record is from RefSeq and is a predicted model, not a curated record.
AUGGCGUCUCCAGCCAAGAGCAGCGAGCUGAUUUUCUACAUUAACGGCAAAAAGGUGGUGGAGAAGAACGCAGAUCCAGAAGAGAUGCUUCUAGGUUACCUGAGGAGGAAAGUAGGUCUAACAGGCACUAAGUAUGGCUGUGGAGAAGGUGGAUGUGGGGCCUGUACCAUCAUGGUGUCCAGAUAUGAUCCUGUCCAAGACUCUGUCCAUCACUCUGCAGUGACCGCCUGCCUGCUGCCCAUCUGCUCUCUGUACGGAGCCGCUGUGGUGACGGUGGAGGGAGUCGGCAGCACCAAGACCAAACUACACCCCGUCCAGGAGCGUAUAGCGAAGGCUCACGGCUCCCAGUGCGGCUUCUGUACUCCUGGGAUGGUGAUGUCCAUGUACACACUGCUGAGGAACAAACCAAAGCCCACCAUGGAGGAGAUCAGAGAGACUCUGGAGGGAAACCUCUGCCGCUGCACUGGAUACAGACCCAUCGUUGAUGGAUUUAAAAGCUUCUGUGAUAAACAGCAGUGCUGCCAGAACAAAGAGGAAGGUGGAAAAUGCUGCAUGGAAAACGGAUACUUUCACGACCAGGAGGAGGAUGUAUCUGAAGAGCUGUUUGGUACAGAGGAUUUCUUACCUCAUGAUCCGACCCAAGACAUCAUCUUUCCACCUGAGCUGCUUCUUAUGGGAAAGAAACAGGAUGGCGGUCAGUUGUGUUUCCAGGGCGAUAGGGUGAAGUGGAUUUCUCCGGCUCUUCUGAAGGAUCUGGCUCAUUUAAAAGCUCAGUACCCCGACGCCCCGCUGCUGGUCGGAAACACAACACUAGGGCCGAAGAUGAAUCUGAAUAGAGCCGUGUAUCCUGUGCUCCUCCACACUGGGAGGAUUCCAGAACUGAGAGCCAUCUCACGGAGCAGCAACGGGUUGAGGGUGGGCGCAGGGUGCAGCCUUUCGGCCCUGAAGGACGCUCUACAGAGAGGAAUGGAGCAGCUGAACCCGGAGAAGAGCCGCGUCUACCAGGCCCUCGUACAAACCCUGCAGUGUCUCGCCGCCAAGCAGAUCCGCAACGUGGCCACCAUCGGAGGCAACAUCAUGAGCGCGGACCCUAAGUACGAUCUGAGCAGCGUUCUCGCUGCUGCGGAGAGCACGCUUCACAUCGUCUCCACCGCUGGUGUUCGGGAGGUCUGUCUGAAUGAGGAGUUCUUCACAGGCUUUGGUAAAACAGCACUGCGACCGGAUGAGAUUCUGCUGGCUAUAGACAUUCCACACUCCAAACCUUGGGAGUUUGUUUCGGCGUUCCGUCAGGCCCAGCGGAGGGAAUUCGCCUUCUCCAUACUGAACGCAGGCAUGAGGGUGGUGUUCAGAGACGAGUCUCCGGUGGUCGAAUCUCUGGAUUUGUUUUAUGGAGGAGUCGGACCCACCCUGGUCAAAGCCAGGACCACCUGCAAGGAGCUGACAGGAAGAGUCUGGGAUGAGAAGCUCCUGGCUGAGGGAACUCAGCUCCUGAGAGAGGAGAUCUCUCUGUCCCCCACUGCCCCCGGUGGCAGGGUGGAGUAUCGCAGGACGCUGGUCCUCAGCUUUUUCUUCAAGUUCUACGUGCAGGUGCUGCUGGAGCUUAAACAGAAGGGAAUAGCGGUCAGUGAUCCACCUCCGGAGUACCUGAGUGCACUGGAGCAGUAUAGGAACGAGCUGCCGCAUGGACACCACACCUUCCAGAUGGUUCCAGAGGUCCAACCUUUCACCGACCCGGUGGGACGUCCCAGAAUGCAUCAGGCAGCGUUCCAGCAGGCCACAGGAGAAGCGCAGUACUACGACGACAUCCCGGCAGUGCAGGGGGAGCUUUUUGUGUCCAUGGUGACGAGCACCAGAGCCCAUGCCAAAAUCAUGUCGAUAGAUGCGUCAGCAGCACUUGCCAUGCCUGGAGUGGUCACUUUCAUUACCGCUGAACACGUUCCUGGGCAGAACCGAAGACUCUGGUUUGGUAACAUAGAGGAACUGUUCGCUGAAGAGGAGGUGAUCUGUGUGGGUCAGAUUAUUGGAGCCAUCGUAGCUGAAAGCAGAGAACUAGCGAAGAGAGCAUUGCGGCUGGUCAUUGUAACGUAUGAGGACGUCCUGCCUGUCUUCUUUACCAUAGAGGAAGCCAUAGAACACCAGUCGUUCUUUGAACCAAAGAGGAAGUUGGAGAGGGGAAACGUGGAGGAAGGCUUUGAGAGAUCAGACCACAUUCUGGAGGGCGAGCUGUAUAUGGGGGGUCAGGAGCAUUUCUACAUGGAGACGCAGGGGGUGAUCGCCGUGCCGAGGGGGGAAGCAGGAGAGAUGGAGCUAUAUGUAGCCACGCAGCAUGCAGCCUACACUCAGGAGGUGGUGGGGUUGACUCUGGGGGUCGAGUCCAACAAGAUCACCUGCCAUGUGAAGAGGCUGGGUGGAGGAUUUGGAGGGAAAGUGAUGAAGAUCGCCUCAUUGUCCGCCAUCACUGCCACUGCUGCUUACAGGACGGGCCGUGCGGUGCGCUGUGUUUUAGAGCGCGGGGACGAUAUGCUGAUCACCAGCGGGAGACACCCCUUCCUGGGGAAGUAUAAGGUUGGUUAUAUGAAUGAUGGCACUAUUCUGGCUGCUGAUAUAACCUACUACAGCAACGGGGGCUGCACACUGGACGAGUCCUCAUUCAUCAUGGAAAAAGCUCUUCUUCACAUGGACAACGGCUAUAAAAUCCCUCACCUGCGCGGCCGUGGUUUCGUGUGCCGGACGUUUCUGCCCUCCUACACGGCCUUCAGAGGCUUCGGCGGCCCCCAGGGGCUCACCAUCAUCGAGAGCGUUCUGCACGAGGUGGCGGCUAAAUGUGGCUUACCUGCACACCAGGUGAGGGAGGUGAACAUGUAUCAGGGUGAGAGCAGCCUCACCCACCACCGGCAGCUCUUCAGCCCCACAGACAUGCUGCGCUGCUGGAGCGAGUGUUUGGAGAAAUCGGACUACGAGGAGCGUCUCCUCGCCGUCCAGCGGUUCAACUCCUCCAACCGCUGGAGGAAGAGAGGAAUGUCCAUCGUCCCGCUCAAGUUCGGAAUCGGCUUCUCAAAGGGCUUCUACAACCAGGGGGCAGCGUUAGUGAACAUCUACAAGGACGGCUCAGUGCUGGUUUCUCACGGUGGUACUGAGAUGGGUCAGGGCAUCAACACCAAGGCCAUUCAGAUCGCUAGUCGUAUCCUGAAGGUCCCCAUGUCCUCAAUCCAUGUCAAAGAAACCUGCACUGGUAAUGUUCCUAACGCAGCGCCAUCUGCUGCCUCGUUUGGCACCGACGCUGUGGGAAUGGCUGUGAAGAAUGCAUGUGAGAAGCUGAUGGGUCGACUGGAGCCAAUCAAAAAGAAGAACCCAGAAUACACCUGGAAAAAGCUGGUGGUGGAGGCGUACUGCCAGAAGAUCAGCCUAUCAGCUACUGGCUUUUUCAUGGGGCCUCACACCGGUGUGGACUGGGAGAGGAGUGAAGGAACAGCGUAUUAUUACUUCACCUUUGGGGCCUGCUGCUCUGAAGUGGAAAUAGACUGUCUAACCGGAGAUCAUAAAAACAUCAGGACUGACAUUGUUAUGGACGUGGGCAGAAGUCUAAAUCCUGCGCUGGACAUCGGGCAGGUUGAAGGAGGGUUCGUUCAGGGUUUGGGGCUCUACACUAUAGAGGAGCUGCAGUUUUCUCCUGAUGGAGCUCUGAGGACCAGAGGACCUUCAGACUAUAAGAUCCCCGCCCUCAGCGACGUCCCGCACAUUCUCAACACGCACCUGCUGACCAACGCAGGAAACCCCCACGCCAUCUACUCAUCUAAGGGAAUCGGUGAGCCCCCGGUGUUUUUCGGCUGCACUGUGUUCUUCGCCAUUAAAGAAGCGAUCGCGGCGGCGCGGAGAGAGAGGGGCCUCAGCGAGAGCUUCAGUCUCUCCUCUCCAGCUACAGCUGAGAAAAUACACAUGGCCUGCCAGGAAACCUUCACCACUGCGGCUUCCUCCUCUGAGGGUGGACGCUGCAGACCCUGGGCCAUCAACGUGUGA